Messenger RNA from Aricia agestis (brown argus), 2195 nucleotides. RefSeq names its product gamma-aminobutyric acid receptor subunit beta (gene rdl1). Gene Ontology annotation, cellular component: synapse; neuron projection; membrane. The record is from RefSeq and is a predicted model, not a curated record. Gene Ontology annotation, biological process: regulation of membrane potential; signal transduction; chemical synaptic transmission. The transcript is spliced from 10 exons. Bases 68 to 1516 code for a protein of 482 amino acids. Gene Ontology annotation, molecular function: chloride channel activity; GABA-A receptor activity; extracellular ligand-gated monoatomic ion channel activity. NCBI's taxonomy places the organism in Eukaryota, Metazoa, Arthropoda, Insecta, Lepidoptera, Lycaenidae.
ACUCCGCCGGCAAACUUCGGCGGUCGCGUAUAUUCUACAGUACCAACUCCAUGAGACCGCACGCACCAUGACUCGCCGCCCUCGCAGCGCGCCGCUUCUUUUAGCGAUCGCUGCGACUUUUCUGCCGCAAGCUAAUUUUGUCGCGGGGGCUGGUGGGGGUGGCAUGUUCGGAGAUGUAAAUAUAUCAGCAAUUUUGGACUCAUUUAGUAUAAGUUACGAUAAAAGAGUAAGGCCAAACUAUGGAGGUCCGCCAGUGGAGGUGGGCGUCACCAUGUAUGUGCUCUCUAUCAGCUCCGUCUCCGAAGUGCUCAUGGAUUUUACACUAGAUUUUUACUUUAGACAGUUUUGGACUGAUCCACGAUUGGCUUACAAAAAAAGACCCGGUGUGGAAACUUUAUCAGUGGGGUCUGAAUUUAUUAAGAAUAUAUGGGUUCCAGAUACUUUUUUUGUUAACGAAAAACAAUCAUAUUUCCAUAUUGCCACCACUAGCAAUGAAUUUAUUCGUAUCCAUUACUCCGGAUCUAUUACAAGGAGUAUCAGAUUGACGAUCACUGCAUCAUGUCCAAUGAACUUGCAAUACUUUCCCAUGGAUCGCCAGCUGUGCCACAUAGAGAUCGAGAGUUUCGGCUACACCAUGCGAGACAUCCGAUACAAAUGGAACGAGGGGCCCAACUCUGUAGGCGUAUCGAGCGAAGUGUCAUUACCGCAGUUCAAGGUCCUUGGGCAUCGUCAACGAGCUAUGGAAAUCUCCCUCACAACAGGAAAUUAUUCAAGACUGGCCUGCGAAAUCCAAUUCGUGCGAUCGAUGGGUUAUUAUCUAAUUCAAAUUUACAUCCCCUCCGGUUUAAUUGUGAUCAUAUCAUGGGUAUCGUUUUGGCUCAACCGAAAUGCGACUCCCGCUAGAGUAGCUCUGGGUGUAACUACUGUGUUGACUAUGACCACUCUCAUGUCAUCGACCAAUGCUGCUCUUCCGAAGAUUUCCUACGUGAAGUCAAUUGAUGUUUAUCUUGGAACCUGCUUCGUGAUGGUCUUUGCCAGCUUACUGGAGUAUGCUACUGUAGGAUAUAUGGCGAAAAGGAUUCAAAUGAGGAAACAAAGAUUUGUUGCCAUUCAGAAAAUAGCAUCGGAAAAGAAAAUGCCAGAAUGUCCCCCUGUCGGGGACACCCACACUUUAUCCAAAAUGGGAACACUAGGAAGAUGUCCUCCCGGGAGACCAUCUGAGGUCCGAUUCAAAGUUCAUGAUCCAAAAGUACAUUCUAAAGGUGGUACUUUAGAAAAUACAAUAAACGGAGGAAGAGGUGCUGAAGAAGACAACCCUGGUCCACCUCCACAUAUUUUGCAUCCCGGGAAGGAUAUAAGCAAGCUCUUGGGAAUGACACCGUCAGAUAUCGACAAAUACUCCCGCAUCGUGUUCCCAGUUUGCUUCGUGUGCUUUAAUCUCAUGUAUUGGAUCAUUUACCUCCAUGUUUCUGACGUCGUGGCUGACGAUCUCGUUCUCCUGGAAGAGGAUAAAUAGAGGGUGUUGACGAGAAUCCACUUAUUUUGUCCACUUCUAGUGGUGACGUAAUAAUUUGAAACAUUGUAGGUAAUCAAGCCACAAAAAGUGUCAAAGAACAGCACGCACUAAUUAUCUGAAAAGAUGUGAAGGUGAUAUUGUAGGUAAUGAGAACGAUAUCCCUAAGCGCAUUGUCAUUUGCCUACAAUUAAAUAGCAAGUAUUGUGACUGUAGUGAUGCCUGCAUAUUUGAAUGAAACAAGGAAUAAUUAUGUGAAUAAAAUGCGUUUAGUAAAUUAUUGUAGACAUGGGGUUGUCUUUGGAGUCUGAAGUAGUAACGAUGCGACUGAAAUACUGUCAUUUACUUCUUUGCAGGGGGUUUGUACGUCCAUAGGGCGACUAUAGGAGUAGGUACAAAUUUUUUACAUAUGUACUUGUCUAUAAUAAAUUAUUGUAAAUAGAUAAGCAGAUAGUAAUAAUUUAUAUACGCGCAUAAUCAUCGCAGACUCAUUUAAGAAAAAAUGCUAGACUAGUCAAAAAUGAUAACGCAAUCAAGUUCCUAAGUUAUAUGAUACUUUAGAACCGCUAGUAGAAUUAUUAUGAGCAGUUUCAAAUUAUUAUGUGCGGCAAAAUAAGUGGCAUUAGUCUAUAAUGAAACAAAAAUAUGAUGCUCAACAAUGCUUUUAUUAUUAUUAAUUAGU